AUGGAAAUGUUUGUAGAGGGUGCCAUUCGUCACAACUCGGUCGAUUCUGUUGAUACCGGAAUCGACCGAGGUUUGUCGAAUAUAGAGUGUGCGUUUGCUAAAUUUAGUGCGUAUAGAUCUAUGUUCCCGAGAGAUCCCAGGGAAAAGGGUCUAAAAGCAAGCCCGGGAGAUCCUAGGAAAGAAAAUCUAAAACCAAGACCGAGAGAUCCUCGGGAAGAAAAUCUAAAACCAAGCCCGAGAGAUCCUCGGAAAGAAAGUCUAAAACCAAGCCCGAGAGACCCUCGGGAAGAAAGUGUAAAACCAAGCCCGAGAGAUCCUAGGGAAGAAAAUCUAAAACCAAGCCCGAGAGAUCAUAGAGAAGAAAGUCUAAAACCAAGCCCGAGAGAUCCCAGGGAAAAGGGUCUAAAAGCAAGCCCGAGAGAUCCUAGGGAAGACAAUCUAAAACCAAGCCCGAGAGAUCCUCAGGAAGAAAGUCUUAAACCAAGCCCGAGAGAUCCUAGGGAAGAAAGUCUAAAACCAAGCCCGAGAGCUCCUAGAGAAGAAAGUCUAAAACCAAGCCCGAGAGAUCCCAGGGAAAAGGGUCUAAAACCAAGCCCGAGAGAUCCUAGGAAAGAAAAUCUAAAACCAAGCCCGAGAGAUCCUCGGGAAGAAAGUCUAAAACCAAGCCCGAGAGAUCCUAGGGAAGAAAGUCUAAAACCAAGCCCGAGAGAUCCCAAGGAAAAGGGUCUAAAACCAAGCGCGAGAGAUCCUAGGAAAGAAAAUCUAAAACCAAGCCCGAGAGAUCCUAGGAAAGAAAAUCUAAAACCAAGCCCGAGAGAUCCUCGGGAAGAAAGUCUAAAACCAAGCCCGAGAGAUCCUAGGGAAGAAAGUCUAAAACCAAGCCCGAGAGAUCCCAAGGAAAAGGGUCUAAAACCAAGUCCGAGAGAUCCCAGGGAAAAGGAUCUAAAACCAAGCGCGAGAGAUCCUAGGGAAGAAAAUCUAAAACCAAGCCCAAGAGAUCCUCGGGAAGAAAGUCUAAAACCAAGUCCGAGAGAUCCUUGGGAAGAAAGUCUAAAACCAAGCCCGAGAGAUCUUAGGGAAGAAAGUCUAAAAUCAAGCCCGAGAGAUCCUAGGGAAGAAAGUCUAAAACCAAGCCCAAGAGAUCCCAGGGAAGAAAGUCCGAGAGAUCUCAGGAAAAAAAACCCGAGAGAUCUUAGGGAAGAAAGUCUAAAAACCAAGCCGAGAGAUCCCAGGGAAAAGGGUCUAAAAGCAAGCCCGGGAGAUCCUAGGAAAGAAAAUCUAAAACCAAGACCGAGAGAUCCUCGGGAAGAAAAUCUAAAACCAAGCCCGAGAGAUCCUCGGAAAGAAAGUCUAAAACCAAGCCCGAGAGACCCUCGGAAAGAAAGUCUAAAACCAAGCCCGAGAGACCCUCGGGAAGAAAGUGUAAAACCAAGCCCGAGAGAUCCUAGGGAAGAAAAUCUAAAACCAAGCCCGAGAGAUCCUCGGAAAGAAAGUCUAAAACCAAGCCCGAGAGACCCUCGGGAAGAAAGUGUAAAACCAAGCCCGAGAGAUCCUAGGGAAGAAAAUCUAAAACCAAGCCCGAGAGAUCAUAGAGAAGAAAGUCUAAAACCAAGCCCGAGAGAUCCCAGGGAAAAGGGUCUAAAAGCAAGCCCGAGAGAUCCUAGGGAAGACAAUCUAAAACCAAGCCCGAGAGAUCCUCAGGAAGAAAGUCUUAAACCAAGCCCGAGAGAUCCUCGGGAAGAAAGUCUAAAACCAAGCCCGAGAGCUCCUAGAGAAGAAAGUCUAAAACCAAGCCCGAGAGAUCCCAGGGAAAAGGGUCUAAAACCAAGCCCGAGAGAUCCUAGGAAAGAAAAUCUAAAACCAAGCGCGAGAGAUCCUCGGGAAGAAAGUCUAAAACCAAGCCCGAGAGAUCCUAGGGAAGAAAGUCUAAAACCAAGCCCGAGAGAUCCCAAGGAAAAGGGUCUAAAACCAAGUCCGAGAGAUCCCAGGGAAAAGGGUCUAAAACCAAGCGCGAGAGAUCCUAGGAAAGAAAAUCUAAAACCAAGCCCGAGAGAUCCUCGGGAAGAAAGUCUAAAACCAAGCCCGAGAGAUCCUAGGGAAGAAAGUCUAAAACCAAGCCCGAGAGAUCCCAAGGAAAAGGGUCUAAAACCAAGUCCGAGAGAUCCCAGGGAAAAGGAUCUAAAACCAAGCGCGAGAGAUCCUAGGGAAGAAAAUCUAAAACCAAGCCCAAGAGAUCCUCGGGAAGAAAGUCUAAAACCAAGUCCGAGAGAUCCUUGGGAAGAAAGUCUAAAACCAAGCCCGAGAGAUCUUAGGGAAGAAAGUCUAAAAUCAAGCCCGAGAGAUCCUAGGGAAGAAAGCUCUGUCCCGCAACUUAAUGCCCGAAUCCUUUACCUUUUUGUCUUACUACCAAGUUUCAUCGCUCUAGCAGCACUUGUUCACAGUUAG
Messenger RNA from Gigantopelta aegis, 2445 nucleotides. Its product is annotated as sporozoite surface protein 2-like. The transcript is spliced from 3 exons. The record is from RefSeq and is a predicted model, not a curated record. Lineage: Eukaryota; Metazoa; Mollusca; Gastropoda; Neomphalida; Peltospiridae. Bases 1 to 2445 code for a protein of 814 amino acids.